Molecule: messenger RNA, 318 nt
Organism: Marasmius oreades (fairy-ring Marasmius)
Lineage: Eukaryota; Fungi; Basidiomycota; Agaricomycetes; Agaricales; Marasmiaceae
Exons: 1
Coding region: 1-318 (105 amino acids)
Source: RefSeq, a predicted model, not a curated record
AUGCCGGAUACAUGGAGUAGUGGGGGGAAAAGGAAAAGAAAGCAAACCUUACGUGGACAAGCCUCAUUAGCACGAGAAAUGGCAGCAGCAUCUCGGAAUACAGACAAGACUGCCAUCGGUAAUGAUCAGGAUCCUCUAGAAGACGGCUACACACAAGCAGACAAGGAGAACGAUUUGGAGGCAGUAACAAGUGUACAGCAGGCUCGAGGAGAUCAUUUCAAGGCAGAAAGAGACAAGUUUUCCAAGAAGGCACGGUAUUGGAAGGGAGAGACCGAGGAAUCAAGGAAGAGUGAUUCUGAGGAGGAUUACUAUCGUUGA